AGAGGAAGGAAAGUCAGACACUGUAGAGACUGAGGGACAAGGAGCUGUUGGCCCCACACACUCCCACUACUAAGCCACCACAGAUAGCAAGGGAGUGUGAAAUUUGGCAUCCAUCAUCACUAAUUCACUAAUUUUAGCUAUUACUUUCAUCACAUGUGGAGGGAAAGAUGGCACCUACAGUUUAGUGCGACCACUGAUGUUUGUUUCCUUAGCUCUUGUUUCUUUAGGUGUUAUUUUUGUUAAACUUUGAGGAUUUCGUUUCCCGUCUGGGUCUUCCUCUGGAAUACCAUCCCUCCCUUGGACUUUCUCGACCUGCCGACCACGCCGAUGCUAACUGACCCGUGUAGAGCCAUGUCCAUGGGGUCAGACGUCCGAGAUCUGACCCUCUUAUUCGCGCCUCCAGUGCCGUCCUUACCAGGAGCUGGCGGCGGCUGUGGGAUGCCUGUCGCUGGUGGUGGGCAGUGGACCCAACUCCUGGACCUCCACCCUAGCUCUCCCUACAGCACCCUGCCCUCCCACCCCCUCAUCAAGCAGGAACCAGGAUGGGGAACCGCUGACACCAUAGAGGACCCUCACUGUGGACUUGGGGCCUUCACGGUGCACUUCUCGGGCCAGUUUACAGGAUCAGGCCCUUGUCGAGUUGGGGCAUUCGGAGAGCCAACUGCAAGUCAGGCCAGGAUGUUCCCCAGUGGGACCUACCUGCCCGGCUGCAUGGAGACUUCUCCUGCAACCAGGAACCAGGGUUAUGGAGCAGUGAGUUUAGACAGCAACCCCAGUUAUGGUCACACUCCAUCUCACCACACCCCUCAGCUCUCUAGCCUGUCCUUCAAACAUGAGGACACGCUGUCUCCACCAAACAGCAUAGUUGAGCAGCAGUACCCAGCUCCCCCUCCCAUGUUUGGAUGCCACAAUCCCCCAGAAACCUGUCCGAACAGCCAGGCUCUGCUGCUGAGAAACUACAACAGUGAUAACCUGUACCAAAUGGCGUCUCAGCUGGACUGUGUUACAUGGAACCAGAUGAACACGCUGGCUUCUUCCAUGAAGAGCGGACACCCAACCAGUUAUGACAGCGACCCCACAGUCCCUUCUCCAUCCAUGCUGGUCAGUGCCCAGUACCACAUACACACACAUGGAGUCUUCAGGGGACUUCAGGAUGUUAGACGGGUAGCUGGUAUUGGUCCACCAGUCGUGAGGUCUACAGAAGCCAAUGAAAAGCGCCCGUUUGUCUGCGCAUAUCCUGGCUGCAGCAAGAAAUACUUCAAACUAUCACAUCUGCAGAUGCACGGCCGCAAACACACAGGAGAAAAGCCUUACCAAUGUGAUUUCACAGACUGUGGCCGCAGAUUCUCUCGCUCAGACCAGUUAAAGAGGCAUCAACGCAGACACACAGGAGUGAAGCCUUUUCAGUGCGAGACGUGUCAGAGAAAGUUUUCACGGUCAGAUCAUCUUAAGACUCACACUCGGACUCAUACAGGUAAAACAAGUGAGAAGCCCUUACCUGCCGCUGGUCCAACUGUCAGAAGAAGUUUGCCCGCUCUGACGAGCUGAUGCGCCACCACAGCAUGCACCAGAGAAACCUGACCAAGCUGCAGUCUGCCAUCUGAGCAGCCUGAGGAAGAGGAGGAGGAGGAGGCGGAGGAUGAAGAGUAAAAGGAAGGUGACUAUAUGUUGUGCCAGCUAGCAGGGAAAGCUGCUGGAGCCUGGUCAGUGGUUAUGGUGCUGUGCCAGACUCAAUGAAGAGGUGAGCACAGCUGAUGCCUCCCUCGACCAGCCGAGGAAAAGAGACUCUAAUGAUCCUCAAGAUCUCUGAGGUGUUAUCUGGCAAAAAAAAACAACAACUCUAAAACCACAUCACAGUUUUCUGAGCCAAAGAUUUGUUUAAAAUAGGGAUGAGGAAGAUGUUAAUACACUUUUUGGAUAUACUUUAGUACACUUGCACUGGCUUUUUUUUUAUCAUUUUAAUUGCUUCACCUCAAAAAAAUGUGCUGGACGAUGUAAAAACUGGAUUAAGGAAUCGGACAAUGUGUCUUCUUUUCGUCCAUUAAGUUGAACACAGAGAAGUUUUGCUUUGGGAAUGUGAACAGCUUAAUACUCUUACAGUAUACAUAAUACUUACCUAUUUGCUUUGUAUAUAUGUGGUGUACUUGCUUCCAUUUAUAGACAUUCCUUUUGUAUUUCUAUGUUUUGUAAGGUUAUAAAUAUAAAAUCUGGACUCACGUCUUUUUCAAACA
Messenger RNA from Notolabrus celidotus (New Zealand spotty), 2231 nucleotides. It is a transcript of the gene wt1b, whose product is annotated as WT1 transcription factor b. NCBI's taxonomy places the organism in Eukaryota, Metazoa, Chordata, Actinopteri, Labriformes, Labridae. Gene Ontology annotation, biological process: regulation of transcription by RNA polymerase II; negative regulation of cell population proliferation; negative regulation of apoptotic process. Gene Ontology annotation, molecular function: RNA polymerase II cis-regulatory region sequence-specific DNA binding; DNA-binding transcription factor activity, RNA polymerase II-specific. Gene Ontology annotation, cellular component: nucleus. The record is from RefSeq and is a predicted model, not a curated record.